AUGCUCACCGUCUCCAUCCUUUUCUCACCACCAGUCCUGACUGGCCACCUCUACCUUGCCACAGUGUACGGCUCGGGCUCAGGCGCGCGUUCCCCGCCGCCGUUGCAGCAUCCACGCCCCAAGCACCCGCCCUCCCAGAUCCCGUCCACCUCACCACCCCCACCCGACUUUCUCCCCAACGACUCGCGCUCGUACCAACGCUUCUCGUCUCCUCCCAUUCAUCACCAACUUGCGCCGCCGCCACAGCAGCAGCAAGGAGGUGGCGGCGGCGGCGGCGAAGGCGGCGGGUACUACGCCGCAGGAGCCGGAGCUUCCGGUUCGUCGAGGAAUAUCCCACACCAAGCAGGCGGAGCACACUAUGGCCACCCACUGCAACAACAGUGGUCACCUCAACAAUCGCACGCACAGGGCUACCCCGACGCCUACAUCCCUUCAGGUCACCAAGGGCCGACCACGAGCCACUCGGCUUACUCGGCCCAUUCCCAAGCCCCGUCACAGCAGCAGCAACCACCACCCCCAUUCGCAGCGGCCGGUCGAGCAGAAGGCGGUGGCGGUGGCGGUAAUUGGCUUUCGGGCGGGAUCGGUCAAGCUGCGGGUGCGGUUGGGCAGGGAGGUAUGCCUUCCUGGCCCGGGAUGAACGACGCCACGACCGCGAUGGGCGUCCAGUUCGGUAAACACGCCUUCGACGCUGGGCAAGCCUACCUCGACAAGAAUUUCACCCGUCUCUUACCGUUGGCGCAUCUCAAGCACUCGUUCAACGUAUCCAACAGCUACGUCCUGCAAAAACUUCGUCUCGUGUUGUGGCCAUGGCGACAUCGUCCUUGGUCGCGUUCGCUCAAGCGCUCCGAAAGUUCCGGUGUCGCCGAGGGUUGGAAACCGCCUCGCGACGACAUCAACUGCCCCGACCUUUACAUCCCCGUCAUGAGCGUCGUGACCUACAUCCUCCUCUCCGCCAUCAUCGCCGGAAAGCAAGGGCAAUUCGAUCCGCGGAUCGUCGGACAAACGGCCUCGAAAUCGUUCGGAAUCCUGGUGCUCGAAUUCAUUUGCAUCAAAUUGGGGUGUUACCUUCUGGGAAUAGGGGAGGAAGGCACGGUCGUGGAUAUGCUUUCGUACGAAGGGUACAAGUUCGUCGGGGUCAUUGUCACGCUUUUGGCGGGCUUGGUCGGCUUGAAGGGGUGGUCGUAUUGGGGCGUGUUUGGCUAUGUGUUUUUGGCCAACUUCUUCUUCCAGGUUCGUGAUCACCCGCUCAUACCCUUCCCAGCGUUGUAAACCUAACGAUGCUUUUCACAUCCAGCUCCGUUCCCUGCGGCACAUCGUCCUGCCCGACCCGAACAACAUGACCACGCCGAUGGAUUUCGUCGACCAAUCCACUUCGUCGUCGAACCAUUCGAUGGGCAUGGGCACCUCCACCGGCGUUUCGCACGGUCAGAGGUCGAGGAGGAUUCAGUUCCUCUUCGUCGUCGCGGCGUUGCAGGGCGUUUCGAUGUUCGUUUUGGUGCAUUUCUGA
Messenger RNA from Microbotryum saponariae, 1507 nucleotides. Lineage: Eukaryota; Fungi; Basidiomycota; Microbotryomycetes; Microbotryales; Microbotryaceae. The record is from the annotation of a GenBank genome assembly.